Molecule: messenger RNA, 13406 nt
Organism: Rhea pennata
Lineage: Eukaryota; Metazoa; Chordata; Aves; Rheiformes; Rheidae
Gene: DNAH17
Product: dynein axonemal heavy chain 17
Exons: 80
Coding region: 1-13395 (4464 amino acids)
Biological process (GO): microtubule-based movement
Cellular component (GO): dynein complex
Molecular function (GO): ATP binding; minus-end-directed microtubule motor activity; dynein intermediate chain binding
Source: RefSeq, a predicted model, not a curated record
AUGGCGGCCCCGGACAAGCGUCAUGACUUCCUGGAGAGCUUCGCCACGCCGCUGCUGCGGCUGAAGCCGGACAAGUGGCCCAAGUUCGUGGGCAGCGAGGAGGCGGCGGCCGCCCUCACCGAGUUCUUCGAGAAGCCGGACGCGCUGGAGCUGGUGCUGGCGCUGAGCCCCGCCGGGCAGCUGCAGCCCGCCGUCUGCUUCCCGGCCGCCCUCAGGGGCAAAGGCGUCUACUUCGUCAAGAGGAAGCGGGAGAACAUCACCCGCGAGAACUGCGAGGCCGCGCUGCUGGUGGGCGACCUCAGCCCGGCGCCCGUGGAGCAGCUCGUGGCCGUGGUGGAGGAGGUGCUCUACCCGCUGCUCCUGCGCCAGGAGAACGUGGCGGGGUGGCCGCGGGUGGUGGUGGACGACGUGGUGCGCCAAGCCCGCCGGCUGAAGAACGAGAUGUUUGUCAUGGGCGGGAAGAUCAAGGGGAAGCCCUUGCUCCCGCUGCCGGAGCACCUGGAGAGCGUGGCCGGCUCCGGCACCGCCCUGGACAGCCCGGCCGCGGCCGCCGACAGCUCCCUGCUGCACUCCAUCGAGACCAUCAUCAUCGACUGGUCCCACCAGAUCAGGGACGUGCUGAGCAAGGACUCGGCGCAGCCGCUGCUGGAGGGGCUGCACUCGCUGCCCCGCGCGGAGUUCGACUUCUGGCGCAGGCGGCUGGAGAACCUGCAGUGCAUCAACGAGCAGCUGCUCUCGCCCCACGUCUCCGCCAUAGCCGACAUCCUGCGGAAGGCCGAUAGCUGCUACUGGCCCGCUCUGGAGGCCGCGUUCGGCGACGUGGCCGCGGGUCUGGAGGAAGCCCACGACAUCUGCCUUCACCUGCGACCACUGCAGAUCCUGCUGGAGGACAUGGAGCAAACCGACUACGGCCAGCUGCAGCCGUGCAUCGAGCGGGCGCUCUACGCGCUCUGCCUCGCCUGGGCUCGCUCCCGGCACUACAACACGCCCUCCAGGGUCAUCGUCAUCCUGCGGGAGAUCUGCAACCUCCUCAUCGAGAUGACCCGCAACUUCCUGAGCCCCGAGGAAGUGAUGAAAGGCUUGCAGGGAGAGAUCGAGGAGACCUUGGGAGGGAUCAAGCUGAGCGUGGCCACCGUGGAGCGGCUCCGGCGCUGCUACAGCGCCUGCCGCUCCGAGCUGAUGCCGGCGUUCUUCGACGGCGAGGAGCCGCAGCCCUGGGAGUUCCCCCCGGCGCUCGCCUUCGGGAGGUUGGACACCUUCCUGCACCGGCUGAGGACCAUCGAGGUGGAGCUGUACGAGACGGCUAUAGAGUUUCUGAAGCUGGAGAAGGUCGAGCUGGGAGGAGUGAGAGGAAACAUCUUCGGCAGCCAGGUCUUCCAGAUCUACGAGGAGGUCUCCGAACUCGUCAAGGGUUUUGCCGACUGCAAAUACGAUCCCUUAGAUCCCGCAGAAGAGCAAUUGAAUAAAGAUUUUGCAGAGUUCCAGACCAAGAUUCAGGAUUUCGAUAGGCGCCUGACGACCAUCUUUUGCCAAGGGUUCGAUGACUGCAACAGCAUGGCAUCUGCUGUCAAGUUGGUGCACAUGUUCUCAUCGCUGUUGGAACGACCUUUGAUAAAGGCAGAAGUUUCCCCCUAUUACUCAGCCCUGCUGGAAAUGUUUAACACUGAACUGGAUAAUGCAAAGAUAAUGUACGACGCCCAGAUAGCGUCCACGAAGUCAACGGGGGGUAUCCCGCCCAUCAACAAAAACAUGCCGCCCGUAGCCGGGCAGCUGAAAUGGGCGCUGGAGCUCCAGGAGAGACUGGAGGGGCCGAGGAAGGACCUGUUCGCCAUCGACCACCCCGUCAUGGCCAGUGCUGAAGCUCAGCUGGUGUUGGGGAAAUACGACGAGAUGAUAGAGCUGCUGCGAGGUUACCGUGAGAAGACCUACGCGGAGUGGAUAAGCAGAGUAGACCAAGACUGCCAGUUCAACCUGGAGCAGCCCUUGAUCCUGAGAGAUCCUGAUUCGUCCCUCAUCAGCGUGAACUUCAGCAAAGAGCUCGUUGCGGUUCUACGGGAAGUCAAGUACUUGAACUUCCAGAACCAGAAGGAUAUCCCUGGCAGUGCGGAGAGUGUCUUUGCUCAGAACGAGAUGUUCCGAAAGUUUGUGGACAACCUGGACCUCAUUGUCGGCUGGUACAAUAAGAUCUGCCUGACGGUGCUGUCGGUGGAGCUCCCACUGAUCACCGGGGAGCUGGAGGCCAUAGACGGCCAGCUGGAGAAGGCAGAGCGGACCUUGUUUUGGCACCACGAAGGUGUCAUGGAGUACAUUCAAGAGAUGAGAGAUAUCCUGUAUAAUUUAGAGACCAGAAUCCAGAAAGCAAAGCUAAACGUGGAAAAUGUCACCCACCUUAUGGAGGAGUGCUCAGCCAGUCCCUUGUUUGAAAGAAAAGACAAUAAGGAGACAGCGCUCUUGGACCUGGAUGGGAAAACGAAUCACUUAGACAAGCGCUACGCUGCCAUUAGGGAUGUAGGCAUAAAGAUUCAGGAUAUGGUGAUGGAAAACGCAGACCUGUUUAAGGCUGAUAAAUCGUCAGAGAAAUGGCUGAACUAUGUAGAAUAUAUAGAUGAAAUAAUAUUAGAUGGAUUCUUCAAACUUAUUCACAAAUCUUUACAGUUCCUGCUCAGCAACAUGGUCCCUGAUGUCAGCGUGGCCCCCUUGUUCGAGGCACACAUGGAGCUGUACGACGACCAAGUGAGACACCGUCCACUGAUGGAGGUGGGAGAAGACAACAGUUUCUUCGAGCUGGUGGAAAACCUGCUGAAGGAUAUCUACAAGUCUGCGAAAUUCAUCCCUCGGCUGGUGGAGGGAAAGCUGAACUACAAGACUGACCUGGAGGACAUGGCAGACCUCAGCGAGAUGCGGGAGGAGGUCAUUUCCUUGGUUGUCAGCGUCAUGAAGCAAGCGAGCGAGUACGAGGCCACCUUUGAGACCUAUUCCUACCUGUGGCUGGAUGACCCCCAGGAGUUCCUGCAGCGGUUCCUCACCUUCGGCCGUGCCCUCACCCCUGAUGAGCUGGAGUCACAUGCGGAGGAAUACCUGCCCCACGUGCCCCCAACUCUUGGGCAGUUCCAGCAGCAGAUCGACUCCUACGAAAAGCUGUACGAGGAGGUGUCCAGGUUUGAGAACAGCAAGGUCUUUGACGGCUGGCUGCAGAGCGACUGCCGCCCCUUCAAGCAGGCGCUCCUCAACAUCAUCAAGCACUGGAGCUUCAUGCUCAAGCAGCACCUCAGUGACCAUGUCACCACCAGUCUCCAGGAGCUAGAAAAUUUCAUGAAAGAAGCAAACGCUGGCUUGACUAAACCUCUCAAAGAGGGAGAUUAUGAUGGGCUAGUGGAGGUGAUGGGACAUUUGAUGAGGGUCAAAGACAGGCAGGCAACUACAGACAGCAUGUUCGAGCCCCUGAAGGAAACAAUCGCACUGCUGAAGACGUACGGGGAAGAAAUGCCUGAGGAAAUCCACCAGCAGCUCCACGACCUGCCCGAGCAGUGGAACAACACCAAGAAGCUCUCCUUCCAGGUGAAGCAGAACGUGGCGCCCCUGCAAGCCAACGAGGUCAACAUCCUCCGCAGGAAAUGCCAGCAGUUCGAGGUCCGGCAGCAAGGAUUCAGGGAGAAGUUCCGGGAAAACGCACCCUUUUCCUACACCGACCCGGACCCGUACAAGUCUCUGAACAAGCAACAGAAGAGCAUCGCCGCGCUGGAGAGCGACAUGGCAGCCCUGUCCACGUCGGCAGGGCUGUUUGAAGUGUCUGUCCCCGACUACAAGCAGCUCAAAGCCUGCCACAAGGAAGUGCGUUUGCUCAAGGAGCUCUGGGACAUGAUCGUCCUGGUUAACACCAGCAUUGAUGACUGGAAGACGACCAGAUGGAAGGAUAUUAAUGUCGAGCAGAUGGAUAUCGAUUCUAAGAAGUUUGCUAAAGACAUUCGGAGCUUGGAUAAGGAGAUGAGAAGCUGGGAUGCGUUCACAGGGCUGGACAACAGCGUGAAGAACAUGAUCACGUCCCUGCGCGCGGUGAACGAGCUGCAGAACCCGGCCAUCAGGGACCGGCACUGGCAUGAGCUCAUGCAGGCAGCCAAGGUGAACUUCACCAUGUCUGAGGACACGACCCUCGCCGACCUGCUGCAGCUGAACCUGCACAAGUUUGAGGAUGAGGUUCGCAGCAUCGUGGACAAAGCCGUGAAAGAGUCGGGCAUGGAGAAGGUGCUGAAGGCCCUGGACACUACCUGGUCGACGAUGCAGUUCGAGCACGAGCCCCACACCAGGACCGGCACCAUGCUUCUCAAGUCGGAUGAAGCUCUCAUCGAGACACUGGAAGACAACCAAGUGCAGCUGCAGAACCUGAUGACUUCCAAGUACCUAGCUUUCUUCCUUCAGGAGGUGUCCAGCUGGCAGCAGAAGCUGUCUACCACUGACUCUGUCAUAAGCAUCUGGUUUGAGGUGCAGCGAACAUGGAGUCACCUGGAGAGCAUCUUCAUCGGCUCUGAAGACAUCCGCAAUCAGCUGCCGGAAGACUCCAAGCGUUUUGACUCUAUUGAUAAAGAUUUCAAAGAAUUAAUGGCAGAUGCAGUGAAAACUCCCAAUGUAAUUGAAGCAACAAAUAAACCGGGUCUCUAUGACAAGUUAGAAGCUUUGCAGAAAAGAUUGGCACUUUGUGAGAAGGCUUUAGCCGAAUACCUAGAGACAAAACGCUUGGCUUUUCCCCGAUUCUACUUUGUUUCUUCUGCAGACCUGCUUGACAUUUUAUCUAAUGGAAAUGAGCCCGUUGAGGUGUCCCGUCACCUCUCGAAGCUGUUCGAUAGUCUCGCUAAACUGAAGUUCAAAAUGAGUCCGGACAACAAGCCCCUGAAGAUCGGCCUGGGGAUGUUCAGCAAGGAGGAGGAGUACGUGGAUCUGGACAAGGAAUGCGACUUAUCCGGGCAGGUGGAGAUCUGGCUAAACCGCGUCCUGGAGAGGAUGUGCUCCACGCUCCGGCACCUCAUCCCCGAGGCGGUGGUGACCUACGAGGAGAAACCGCGGGAGCAGUGGGUGUUCGACUACCCGGCGCAGAUUGCUCUGACAUGCACCCAGAUCUGGUGGACUACAGAAGUUGGCAUUGCCUUUUCAAGACUGGAGGAAGGAUAUGAAAAUGCAAUUAAAGAUUAUAACAAAAAGCAGAUUAAUCAGUUGAAUGCACUGAUUUCACUGCUCCUUGGAAACUUAUCUGCAGGGGACCGAAUGAAGAUCAUGACAAUCUGUACCAUAGAUGUGCAUGCCAGGGACGUUGUGGCUAAAAUGAUCCUUGCAAAGGUGGAGAGCUCGCAGGCGUUCACCUGGCAGUCGCAGCUGCGGCACCGCUGGGACGAGGAGCGGAAGCACUGCUACGCCAACAUCUGCGACGCCCAGCUGCAGUACUCCUACGAGUACCUGGGCAACACCCCGCGGCUGGUCAUCACCCCGCUGACCGACCGGUGCUACAUCACCCUGACGCAGUCCCUGCACCUUAUCAUGGGGGGGGCCCCCGCCGGCCCCGCCGGCACCGGCAAGACCGAGACCACCAAGGACCUCGGCCGCGCCGUGGGCAUGAUGGUUUACGUCUUCAACUGCUCCGAGCAGAUGGACUACAAGUCCUGCGGCAACAUCUACAAAGGGCUCGCUCAGACCGGCGCCUGGGGCUGCUUCGACGAGUUCAACCGCAUCGCGGUGGAGGUGCUCUCCGUGAUCGCUGUGCAGGUGAAAUGUGUUCAGGACGCAAUCCGUGCCAAAAAGAAGAAGUUCAGUUUUCUGGGAGAGAUGAUAUCUCUGAUCCCGUCGGUCGGGCUGUUCAUCACGAUGAAUCCCGGCUAUGCAGGACGGACCGAACUGCCGGAGAAUCUAAAAGCUCUGUUCAGACCCUGCGCCAUGGUCGUCCCGGAUUUUGAACUUAUCUGUGAAAUCAUGCUUGUUGCAGAAGGUUUUAUUGAUGCUAAGCUCCUAGCAAGAAAGUUCAUUACUCUAUAUACGCUGUGCAAAGAGCUACUGUCUAAACAGGACCAUUAUGACUGGGGUUUGCGGGCCAUCAAGUCCGUGCUGGUGGUAGCAGGCUCCUUGAAGAGAGGGGACCCUGGCCGUGCUGAGGACCAAGUCCUCAUGAGAGCUUUACGAGACUUUAACAUUCCCAAGAUCGUGACAGACGACUUGCCCGUGUUCAUGGGGCUGAUUGGAGACCUUUUCCCAGCUCUGGACGUCCCCAGAAAGCGUGACCUGAACUUUGAGAAGAUCAUUAAGCAGUCCAUGCUGGAGCUGAAGCUGCAGGCAGAGGAGAGCUUUGUGCUGAAGGUGGUGCAGCUGGAGGAGCUGCUGCAAGUCAGGCACUCCGUGUUCGUCAUUGGCAACGCCGGCUGCGGCAAGUCCCAGGUGCUGAAAUCCCUCAACAAGACUUACCAGACCAUGAAGCGGAAGCCGGUCGCUGUGGAUCUGGACCCAAAAGCUGUAACCUGCGACGAGCUGUUUGGGAUUAUUCACCCAUCGACCCGCGAGUGGAAGGAUGGUCUGUUCUCCUCCACGAUGCGCGACCUGGCCAACAUCACCCAUAAGGGGCCCAAGUGGAUCAUCCUCGAUGGAGAUAUUGACCCCAUGUGGAUCGAGUCCCUGAACACGGUCAUGGAUGACAACAAAGUCCUCACCCUGGCCAGCAACGAGCGCAUCCCCCUCAACCCCACCAUGCGGCUGCUCUUCGAGAUCAGCCACCUGCGCACCGCCACGCCGGCGACCGUGUCCCGCGCGGGAAUCCUCUACAUCAACCCCGCCGACCUGGGCUGGAACCCCGUCGUCACCAGCUGGAUCGAGAAGAGGACGGUGCAGUCCGAGAAGGCCAAUCUGAUGAUCCUGUUCGAUAAGUACCUGCCUACGUGCCUCGACAAGCUCAAGUUCGGGUUCAAAAAAAUCACGCCGGUGCCGGAGAUCACGGUGAUCCAGACCACGCUGUACCUGCUGGAGUGCCUGCUGACGCCGCAGCACGCGCCGCCGGACUCCCCGCGGGAGCUCUACGAGCUCUACUUCGUGUUCGCCUGCGCCUGGGCCUUCGGGGGGGCCAUGUUCCACGACCAGCUGGUGGAUUACCGCGUGGAGUUCAGCAAGUGGUGGGUGAACGAGUUCAAAACCAUCAAGUUCCCUUCUCAGGGGACAAUUUUUGACUAUUACAUCGACCCAGAAACUAAGAAAUUCAUGCUCUGGACUGAAAAGGUGCCAAAAUUUGAACUUGAUCCAGAAGUCCCUUUACAGGCUUCCAUGGUGCACACGACCGAGACCGUCCGGAUCCGCUACUUCAUGGACCUGCUGAUGGAGAAGCAGUGGCCAGUGAUGCUGGUGGGGAAUGCGGGGACCGGGAAGUCGGUCAUGAUGGAGGACAAGCUGGAGGCGCUCAGCACGGAUGACUACCUGGUGCAGUCCGUGCCCUUCAACUUCUACACCACCUCGGCCAUGCUGCAGGCCAUUCUCGAGAAGCCCCUGGAGAAGAAGUCGGGGAGGAACUACGGCCCCCCUGGCACCCGGCGGCUCGUCUACUUCAUUGAUGACAUGAACAUGCCAGAGGUGGACAAGUACGGCACCGUGGCCCCGCACACACUCAUCCGGCAGCACAUGGACCAUGGGCACUGGUACGACAGGAACAAGCUGACCCUGAAGGACAUUCACAACUGCCAGUACGUGGCUUGCAUGAACCCCACCGCCGGGUCCUUCACCAUCGACCCGAGGCUGCAGCGACACUUCUGCGUCUUUGCGGUGAGCUUUCCCGGCCAAGAAGCGCUCCUGACCAUUUACAGCACCAUCCUCGCCCAGCACCUGGCUCAGCGCAAGAUGCCGCUGGCCGUCCAGAAGCUGCAGGCCCAGCUGGUCACGGCCGCGCUGGCCCUGCACCAGAAGGUCACGUCCACCUUCCUGCCGACCGCCAUCAAGUUCCACUACCUCUUCAACCUCCGCGACCUCUCCAACAUUUUCCAGGGGCUGCUCUUCUCCACGCCCGAGUGCCUCCGCGCUCCCCUGGACUUGGUGCGCCUCUGGCUGCACGAAGCCGGGCGGGUGUACGGGGACAAGCUCAUUGACGACAAGGACCAGGAGAGCUUCGGACGCAUUCUAGCCGCCACCUGCAAAAAAUUCUUCGAUGACCUCAGGGAAGACCAGAUGUUCGCCAAGCCCAACAUCUACUGCCACUUCGCCCAGGGCAUUGGGGAGCCCAAGUACCUGCCGGUGCCAAACUGGCCAUCUCUGAACAAGCUGCUGGGGGAAGCCCUAGACAGCUACAAUGAGGUCAACGCGGUGAUGAACCUGGUGCUGUUUGAAGAUGCCGUGUCCCAUAUUUGCAGAAUUAGUCGGAUCUUAGAGUCCCCCCGAGGCAAUGCGCUGCUGGUGGGAGUCGGAGGCAGUGGGAAGCAGAGUCUUUCACGGCUGGCAGCCUAUAUUAGCGCUCUGGACGUGUUUCAGAUUACACUGAAGAAGGGAUAUGGCAUUCCAGACCUUAAGCUGGACCUCGCCUCCCAGUACAUCAAGGCCGCCGUGAAGAACACCCCCACCGUCUUCCUGAUGACUGACUCCCAGGUCGCCGAAGAACAGUUCCUGGUCCUCAUCAAUGACUUCCUGGCAUCUGGAGAGAUCCCAGGGCUUUUUCAGGAUGAUGACCUGGAAAAUAUUAUGAACUCCAUGAGGCCACAAGUGAAGUUCCUUGGAUUGCAAGACUCAAGAGAAAACUGCUGGAAACUAUUUAUAGAAAAAGUCAGGCGACAGUUAAAGGUGAUCCUCUGCUUCUCGCCCGUGGGCUCCACGCUGCGGGUGCGCGCCCGCAAGUUCCCGGCCGUGGUGAGCUGCACCGCCAUCGACUGGUUCCACGAGUGGCCGGAGGACGCGCUCGUCUCCGUCAGCAGCAGGUUCCUGGAGGAGACAGGGGGCAUCGAGCCAGAGAUCAAGGCCUCCAUCAGCCAGUUCAUGUCCUUCGUCCACACGAGCGUUAACGAGAUGUCCAAGACCUACCUGGCCAUGGAGAGACGCUAUAAUUAUACCACACCAAAAACCUUUCUGGAGCAGAUAAAGCUUUACCAAAAUCUGCUAUCCAAAAAAAGGCAAGAACUCAUCGCAAAGAUCGACCGGCUGGAGAACGGCCUGAUGAAGCUGCAGAGCACAGCGUCCCAGGUCGACGACCUGAAGGCCAAACUGGCAAUCCAGGAGGCAGAGCUGAAGCAGAAGAAUGAGGAUGCGGAUAAGCUGAUCCACGUGGUGGGCAUCGAAACGGAGAAAGUCAGCAAGGAGAAAGCCAUUGCUGACGAGGAGGAGCUGAAGGUCCAGGUCAUCAACACGAACGUGGCAGAGAAACAGCGCGCCUGCGAGACCGACCUGGCGAAAGCGGAGCCCGCGCUCGUCGCUGCCCAGGAGGCCCUCAACACCCUCAACAAGAACAACCUGACGGAGCUGAAGUCCUUUGGGUCCCCCCCACAAGCGGUGGUGAAUGUCACGGCAGCCGUGAUGAUCCUGACAGCGCCGGGGGGCAGGAUACCAAAGGAUAAAAGCUGGAAGGCAGCAAAAAUCAUGAUGGGAAAAGUAGACACCUUCCUGGAUGCAUUAAAGAAGUUCGACAAGGAGCACAUCCCCGAAGCGUGCCUCAAAGCGUUCAAGCCCUAUCAGUCAGACCCGAAUUUUGACCCCGAGUCUAUACUGUCGAAGUCGACAGCCGCAGCAGGUCUGUGCUCCUGGUGUUUGAACAUCGUUCGCUUCUACGAGGUCUACUGCGACGUCGCGCCCAAGAGGCAGGCGCUCGAGGAGGCCAACGCGGAGCUGGCAGAGGCGCAAGACAAACUCGCUCGUAUUAAGAACAAAAUUGCAGAUCUGAAUGCCAAUUUGGCAACUCUCACGGCGGAAUUUGAGAAAGCUACAGCUGAAAAAAUCAAAUGUCAGCAAGAGGCUGAUGCCACAAACAGAGUCAUCACAUUAGCAAACAGGCUCGUCGGGGGGCUGGCCUCCGAAAACGUCCGCUGGGCCGAGUCCGUGGAGACCUUCCAGGCGCAGGAGAAGACUCUGUGCGGGGACGUGCUGCUGAUCUCUGCCUUCGUGUCCUACGUCGGCUACUUCACCAAGAAGUACCGUGCCGAGCUGAUCGACAAGCACUGGAUCCCCUUCCUCGGGGGGCUCAAGGUGCCCAUCCCCAUCACGCCGGAGCUGGACCCGCUGAGCCUGCUCACCGACGACGCCGAGGUGGCCGCCUGGAGCAACCAGGGGCUGCCCAGCGACCGCAUGUCCUCUGAGAACGCCACCAUCCUCUGCAACACCGAGCGCUGGCCGCUCAUCGUGGACGCCCAGCUCCAGGGCAUCAAGUGGAUCAAGAACAAAUACGGCGAGGAGCUGAAGGCCAUCCGGCUGGGGCAGCGCAACUACCUGGACACCAUCGAGCAGGCGGUCUCCGAGGGGCACACGCUGCUCAUCGAGAACAUCGGCGAGACCGUGGAGCCGGUGCUGGACCCCCUGCUGGGCAGGAACACCAUCAAGAAGGGGCGCUACAUUAAGAUAGGCGACAAAGAAGUGGAGUACCACCCGCGCUUCCGCCUCAUUCUGCACACCAAGUACUUCAACCCCCACUACAAGCCCGAGAUGCAGGCUCAGUGCACCUUGAUCAACUUCCUGGUGACCAGAGACGGGCUGGAGGACCAGCUGCUGGCGGCCGUGGUGGCCAAGGAGCGGCCGGACCUGGAGAGCCUGAAGGCGAAUCUCACAAAAAGCCAGAAUGAAUUUAAGAUCAAUCUCAAGGAGCUGGAGGACUCCCUGCUUGCCCGGCUCUCUGCUGCCUCGGGGGAUUUCCUGGGAGACACGGCGCUGGUGGAGAACCUGGAAACAACAAAGCGCACAGCCAUGGAAAUUGAGGAAAAAGUGAAAGAAGCUAAAAUCACUGAAGGCCAAAUAAACGUCACGAGAGAAAACUACAGGCCAGCAGCAGAAAGAGCCUCGCUGCUGUACUUCAUCCUGAGCGACCUCAACAAGAUCAACCCCAUCUACCAGUUCUCCCUGAAGGCCUUCAACGUGGUCUUCGAGAAGGCGAUCCAGCGCACGAGCCCCGCCGACGAUGUCAGGCAGCGGGUCAUCAACCUGACGGACGAGAUCACCUACUCGGUCUUCAUGUACACGGCACGGGGGCUCUUCGAGAGGGACAAGCUCAUCUUCCUGGCACAGGUUGCCUUCCAGGUGCUGACCAUGAAGAAGGAGGUGAACCCGGUGGAGCUGGACUUCCUCCUGCGCUUCCCGUUCAAGGCCGGCGUGGCGUCGCCCGUGGAUUUCCUGCAGUCCCAGGGCUGGGGCGGCAUCAAGGUCCUCUCGGAGAUGGACGAGUUCAAGAACCUGGACAGCGACAUCGAAGGUUCGGCAAAGCGAUGGAAGAAGUUUGUGGAGUCCGAGGCGCCCGAGAAGGAAGUGUUCCCGAAGGAGUGGAAGAACAAGACGUCCCUGCAGAAGCUGUGCAUGCUGCGGUGCAUGAGGCCGGACAGGAUGACCUACGCCGUCCGAAACUUCGUGGAAGAAAAGAUGGGAAGUAAGUUUGUGGAAGGGAGAAGCGUUGAAUUUUCUAAGUCGUACGAAGAGAGCAGCCCGUCCACAGCGAUAUUCUUCAUCCUCUCGCCUGGGGUUGACCCGCUGAAGGACGUGGAAGCCCUGGGGAGAAAGCUGAACUUCACCAUCGACAACGGGAAAAUCCAUAAUGUGUCGCUGGGGCAAGGCCAAGAGAUCGUGGCAGAAGAGGCCCUGGACGUGGCCUCGGUGCAAGGCCACUGGGUCAUCCUGCAGAAUAUCCAUCUGGUCGCAAGGUGGCUGAGCACACUGGAUAAAAAGGUGGAGCGAUACAGCACUGGCAGCCACGCAGAUUACAGGGUCUUCAUGAGCGCUGAGCCCGCCCCCAGCCCAGAAGCACACAUCAUUCCUCAAGGACUGCUGGAAAACGCUAUUAAAAUCACCAACGAGCCCCCAACCGGCAUGUACGCCAACCUGCACAAAGCGCUGGACCUCUUUACGCAGGACACUUUGGAGAUGUGCAGCAGAGAAAUUGAGUUCAAAUGCAUCUUGUUUGCACUCUGUUACUUCCAUGCGGUGGUGGCUGAACGGCGCAAAUUUGGAGCACAGGGAUGGAAUAGAUCUUACCCCUUCAAUAAUGGUGACUUGACCAUAUCAAUUAAUGUGCUGUAUAAUUACCUGGAAGCUAACCCAAAGGUACCAUGGGAUGAUCUCCGGUACCUUUUUGGUGAAAUUAUGUAUGGUGGACAUAUCACAGACGACUGGGAUCGCCGGUUAUGUCGCACUUACCUGAGUGAAUACAUCCGGGUAGAGAUGCUGGAAGGUGAAACGUACUUAGCUCCUGGGUUUCUGAUCCCUCCCAACUUGGAUUACAAGGGUUACCAUGAAUACAUUGAUGAGAACUUGCCACCAGAGAGCCCAUACUUGUAUGGCCUUCACCCCAACGCAGAAAUUGGCUUCCUGACUGUCACUUCAGACAAGCUUUUUCGGACAGUUUUAGAAAUGCAACCCAAAGAAUCAGAUACUGGAGGAGGCUCGGGCGUCUCCCGAGAGGAAAAGGUGAAGUCAGUCCUAGAUGAGAUCAUCGAGAAGCUACCAGAGCCAUUCAAUAUAGCAGAGAUCAUGGCAAAGGCAGUGGAUAAGACACCGUAUGUCGUGGUUGCCUUCCAGGAAUGUGAAAGAAUGAACAUCUUAACCCAUGAAAUCAGGCGCUCUUUGAAAGAAUUAAAUUUGGGACUGAAGGGAGAGCUAACAAUUACAUCAGAUAUGGAAGAGCUGGCAAAUGCUCUCUUCUAUGACAACGUACCCGAAUCCUGGACACAUUUUGCCUACCCAUCUCUUCUUGGCUUAGGAGCCUGGUAUGCAGACUUGCUGCUCCGGAUUAGGGAACUAGAAGUCUGGACAACGGACUUUGUGUUGCCUGCAACAGUGUGGCUAGCAGGAUUCUUUAAUCCUCAGUCUUUUCUCACUGCUAUCAUGCAGUCUAUGGCUAGAAAAAAUGAAUGGCCACUGGACAAGAUGUGUCUUUCAGUGGAAGUGACCAAGAAAAACCGUGAGGAUAUGACAGCUCCACCCAGAGAAGGCUCAUAUGUACAUGGACUAUUCAUGGAAGGUGCUCGAUGGGACAUCCCCUCUGGUGUUAUCGCAGAUGCUCGGUUGAAGGAGUUGACGCCUAUGAUGCCAGUCAUCUUCAUCAGAGCCAUCCCUGUGGACCGUAUGGACACCAAGAACAUCUAUGAAUGUCCUGUCUAUAAGACACGGAUGCGAGGUCCCACCUAUGUCUGGACCUUUAACCUGAAGACAAAAGAAAAGGCAGCUAAGUGGAUUCUUGCUGCUGUUGCUCUGCUCUUACAAAUCUAGACUUUUUUUUG